AGAUAGGAAAACUUUAAAGGAAUAUUCUCUCCACAAGAAAAACAUUUUGAACUCAGACAAAUGGAACUUUAUUGGAACAACAUAUGAUUACCACACAGGGAUUGCAACCAUUUUUGUCAAUAAUAGCGUAGUCACCCAAAAAGUUCUCAAAGUAAAAAUGGAACUAGGUAAUGCUUCAGAAGUGCUGAUUGGAGGUUCGACCAAAUGGAAUAGGUUCUUUCGUGGCAAGAUCUCCCGUUUACAGGUUUACGAUCAGGCAUUAUCUGUGGACCAAAUAAUCAAAGUCAAGUCAAGGUGUAAUCAAACUGCACAAUUCGAAUGUGGUCCAAAUUUCUUCCAUCUCCAUGGCAGUUGUUUCUCUAUUCACACCCAGAGCGCACUUUCAUGGAAAGACGCUCAAAUAGACUGCAGUCGAAAAGGUGGUACUCUAGCCAAAGUAUCACUGGAAGGCUUGAGAUCUGCCUUAUCUAACAAGCUGGAAGAAAUGAGACCAAAGCCGGACACGUUGCAUAUUGGUUUUUCGGCGCGAUACACCUGGGCUUGGAUCGAUGGCAACCCGUUGAACGCCUCCUUAUGGAUGCGUGGAUAUCCUUCUAGUUACCAUGGACACCAGAGUUGUGUAGUUCUCUCAGCUAAUUCGUCGCGAAUCAAGAAUGAAGAUUGCAAAACGUACAGGAAUGCUCUGUGCUCCAAACGUGCUGAAAAGCUCCUAUCGCGUCAAAAUUUGCCCCAAAGCUCGAGCGUUCUGCUACCAAAUUAUCCUUAUCUGGCUAUUGACAGAUCCUUUUCCACAUGUUUUAGAUCGAAAAAGGAGUCCAGCCCUUGGUGGACGGUGACCCUUGAAAAGCCCCUCUAUGUUGAGUCUGUUGAGAUCACUGAAAAUCACGACUGCUGUCAACGAGAUAAUGGCAUUCUUAGCGUCGGCGUAUCCACUGAUGAAACCAGUUUACAUCCAUCUUGUACCAAGUUUGUGUCCUAUGGAAAGUCGUGGGAUUACAAAGUACGCUGUUCUCCACCAGCGCGUGGACGUUACGUGACAUUCAAGUUGAUUGGUAGCAAUGUCACGCUAGUUCUUUGCCAGGUUGUGAUUCGCACAGUUGAGUUCACCAGCGAAAUCCACGGAGUUUGGCGUGAUGCAUGGUAUAACGUUAACUACGACACUGAAAAAGCACCAACUAUGCGCGAAAAUCCUGCUUUCCGGGAUACACCACAAAGCCAAAUAAUUCUUCGAGAUUUCGAUACACCGGUAAACGUGGCAGAAAACUACAUUCAACGCUUGACUGGAUACUUACAGGUUCCUGAGAGUGGUAAUUACACAUUUUACGUAGCAUGCGAUGAUUUAUGUGAACUAUGGAUACAGGAUGUUACUGAGGAUGGCAUUGAAACUGUUGAUAAGAAGUCAGAAAAGACUGUGUCAAGGCAACCAAUCAUCACCAUUGAAAGAAGGACUGGCCAUCAACAAUGGGACAAGUAUAAAGCCCAGCAAACAUCACAACCAGUAUUUUUGGACAAAUGUCGCAUUUACCAAAUGGAGGUCUUUAUGAGUGAAAUAGGAGGCCUGGACCACGCAUCUUUAGGCAUGCGUAGACCAAAUGGUGAAUAUGAACGGCCUAUUCCAAGAAAAAGACUAUUUUGGACUAAACCAGGGACACGUAAACUAGAAGUGACACUUGAAAAUCACGAAUCCUCCAUAUCUGGUUUCGUUGGUAAGGAAUUGCGCAUUUCAGGAUUUUUCCAGUUCUGUUGCGAUGGUUUGUAUUGCCCAGACUGCCCGCUACAACUGAAUAUCUCAACGCUAAGAGAAAACAAAACAGUGAACCCAGCAGUGAGCCUUUCUUGUGUAAACACAUCCUUCACGGCUGUUUUCGACACGGUCAAACAGCCGGAAAAUUUUACAGUGAAGGUUUCCUCUUCGUUUGCAAGUAAUCUGGAGAGUAUUGUCGAUCAGAGGUUGUUAGCUAAUCUCCAUCUUCAAGGUGAAGUCCUUUCUCUUGUAAUUUUUAACUUGUCUUCUGAUUUAAAACCAACUAAUUUUGAUAACUUCAUUUAG
Messenger RNA from Stylophora pistillata, 2050 nucleotides. RefSeq lists its product as uncharacterized. Gene Ontology annotation, biological process: hormone-mediated signaling pathway; adenylate cyclase-activating G protein-coupled receptor signaling pathway; protein phosphorylation. Gene Ontology annotation, cellular component: plasma membrane. Lineage: Eukaryota; Metazoa; Cnidaria; Anthozoa; Scleractinia; Pocilloporidae. The record is from RefSeq and is a predicted model, not a curated record. Gene Ontology annotation, molecular function: G protein-coupled peptide receptor activity; ATP binding; protein kinase activity.